Molecule: messenger RNA, 1113 nt
Organism: Chlamydomonas reinhardtii
Lineage: Eukaryota; Viridiplantae; Chlorophyta; Chlorophyceae; Chlamydomonadales; Chlamydomonadaceae
Exons: 1
Coding region: 120-668 (182 amino acids)
Source: RefSeq, a predicted model, not a curated record
UGUCUCGCGCCCUGCUGCCUUCUGCAAAUCGCUACUGCACCCAGUUAAGCCACGGCCACGCACAUAUUUGUUAGAUACAUCACAGCACGAGACAAAGAGUUGAGGCGAUGUCUACAACUAUGCUCCGUUCUUCUCGUGCUUUCACCGGCUGCCCCCGCCUCGCGCGGAGGGCUCAGGCUACUCGCGUGCGCGUCGCAUCGCAGCAGCGUCCCUGCAGCGCAGAGUGCUCGACGUCGGGCUCAUCGGACAACCUCUGGUGGCGCACCCUUGCGUCCAUCGACGCUCAAAAGGCACAGCCAGUCGCAGCAGUUGCGCUGCUGAUGCUAGGGAUGGCCGCGGGCGCUGACCCGGCCAGCGCCACGGACCUGGCGAUGGCCGAUGCCCACUCCCACGCGCAACCCAUCGCGGAGCUGGCCGAGCAGGACCUGCUCAGCAACCUGGCCCGCUACGGCCGCUACUUCGUGACUGUGAUGCUUGGGACGGGCUACGUGAUGCUGCGGCCGCUGCAGGCCAUGUUCAAGAAGCCGCUGACGGCGGUGUUCGGUCUGGUGGCGCUGGGCGCGCUGCUGUACGGCACGCGCGUGGCGCUGGAGCUGAUGCUGGGGUUGGACAACUCCUUCUCCUACGACGGGGACAACUUCCGCAUCGUUACCGACUACACGCAGUAGAGCGAUAGAGCUUUAUAGCGCGGGCGAUGCAGGAGGCCUGUGGCGGAGCCCAUGCCUGCGCGGCGUGGCAAGCGGCCAGCGCGCCCGCGCCUUUGCAGUGAGCCGGGUACAGUUUUGACUCCGUGCUUUCGAGUGAGUGUGCAGUGAGCUGGAAUGCUUAAUGAGAGUUAUCGCAAACUCUGUAUGGUGAUGGGAUCACAACUCUGUAUGGUGAUGGGAUCACAACGGCGCCCCAGCACGGGGCAUGGGGACCAGAUGCGAAUGGAUGUACGGUAUGCAAGCCACGACACAUGCAGCGGUGUCGAGUGUUGUUGCAGCUUCGGUCGACUGCAAACGGUCAAAGUGACUGGUGUAGGCUGUUGGGCUGCGCUCGUAGGCGUUGGCAGGAUUGCCUAUCGAAGAUAGAGGUGAGCAUAUGGAAGAAUCAAUGUAAACCGGCGGUGUC